Molecule: messenger RNA, 8831 nt
Organism: Doryrhamphus excisus (bluestripe pipefish)
Lineage: Eukaryota; Metazoa; Chordata; Actinopteri; Syngnathiformes; Syngnathidae
Gene: helz
Product: helicase with zinc finger
Biological process (GO): regulatory ncRNA-mediated post-transcriptional gene silencing
Cellular component (GO): P granule; cytosol
Molecular function (GO): metal ion binding; helicase activity
Source: RefSeq, a predicted model, not a curated record
UUUUGAACAACUGAAUGUCAGACGACACACGCACGCUUCACACACGCACUCACUUCAACCUUCACAUCACUACAUCCCAUGAUCCUUUGCGCGGGUCUCACAAGUGGAUCCAAGAUGGCGUAGAAAGUAAAGCUAGAAGUUUUGUCCCUGAGUCAUGGCAGACAGGAGAGCGGAGAAAUCAUGUGAAGAAGCCAGCAGAUCGUUAGUCAGGCGGGAGUAUGAGGCGGUAGUCAGCCACAGCACUAACACCUUGGCGGUCCUUGCUCCCCAAGUGCAGUCCACUGGCGCCCCUGCCUCGCCAAGCCCACCUUCCGGAAACCUCCACAGUCGUGCCCUGCUUUACCGCAUCGCUGCCUUUCUUCAGCUGAAAAAAUAUGAUGAUGCAGAUCAAGACUGCAAACAUGUCCUGGCAGAAGAUAGGGCAAAGGGAGACGGUUCGCUCCAGGCCAGCUUGCGCUCCAUGCAGUUGGAUGGCAGCCUGCAGGAAGUGGCCAGCAUCCUCUCUAAGGCCUUGUUUGGAGAGCCAAUGAACGGCAUUGUUGCAAAAGACAUAUCCCGAUUAAAAAUACUCUUUACGGAAAUAGAGGCUAUAAAGAAGAGCGAGAUGGCACCGGAAUACACAGAUGACCAGGAGGAGGAGGUCCAGGAUGGCUGGCAGUUCAGGCCCCCCCCACGAGGAGUCACCAGUAGUGAGGAGUACACACUCUGUAAAAGGUACUUGGAGCAGGGUCUGUGCAGGUAUGGGGCCCAGUGCACAUCAGCCCACUCACAGGAGGAGCUGAUGGAAUGGCAGAAGCGCUAUGCGUCACGCCUCAUCCGUCUCAAGCAACAGCAAGAGAGCAAACACUUCACCGAAAACUACAUGGAAACAUUAAUAGAGAAGUGGAUGAACUCUCUCUCCCCUGAGAAAGUGCUAAGCGACUGCUUAGAAGGCGUGAAUGUUGAAACCAGCUCAAGCCUCUCUGUCACCGUCACCACCAAAAAAUCAUCUCACUCUUGGACCUUCUCAUUGCUGUGCAAGCCUCCCAGAAAGCUAUAUCGCAUAGCCUUGCUCUAUGAUGCCCACAGACCACACUUCUCCAUCACUGGGGUCUCUGCUGGGGAGCAACUACAAAUUGUCCAUGCUAGCUGUCAAGAGUGGACUCCACAAAAGGAAACAGCAGUAACAGACAAUGGCAUGGACCAUUGUGUCUACAAGGUCGCUGUGGACUUCACCACAGAGAUUUUUGGCACCUUCAGACAGACAAUAGUUUUUGACUUUGGCUCAGAACCAGUUCUGAUGCAGCGGAUUAUGGUGGAUGCUGCAUCUAUUGAAGACUUGGAACAUCUUAUGGCAGCCAAGCAGCAGCUCUUGAUGACCACAAAACGCUGGGACUCUUCCUGUAAGACAAUAGUUGAGUUCACGCCCAAUGAGACCAUGUCUGAUCUGGAGCGAAGUCUCCUUUCCCGCUAUCAAAUCCCUCUGUCGGCGGACCAGCUCUUCACCCAGUCAGUCCUGGACAAGGCACUGACCAAAGACAACUACCAGGCCCGGUUGCAUGAUCUCCUCUACAUAGAGGAGAUUGCACAAUUCAAGGAAGUUAGCAAGUUUAACAUCAGAGUGAACCUACAGCUUGUAAGCAGCUUCAUGCUGACUGGCAUUUCUGUGGGAGCUAAGUAUGCCCAGAAUGGACAACUCUUUGCACGUUUUAAACUCACAAAAACACUGUCUGAGGAAACACUGGCAGGACGACUGGUGAUGACCAAGGUGCAUUCGGUCCUCUUCCUGCCUUUGGGCUGGGAGGGCCUCAGCAACCAGCCACCUCCAGGAGUCAAAGAGCGUGUUUAUGAGGCUGUGAUUGAAGAGAAGACCAAGGAUUACAUCUUCCUAAGGAUCUGUAAAGACUGCUGUGAUGAACUUGGACUACAACCAGACAGAAAAAUCCAGGUGGAGCUCCAAUUCCAGCUGAACAGGUUGCCACUGUGUGAGAUGCAUUAUGCCUUGGAUCGCAUCAAAGAUGGCAAAGACAAUGGCAUCCUUUUCCCUGAUGUUAGCUUUGUCCCAACCAUCCCCUGGAGCCCCAACAGGCAGUGGGAUGAACAGCUGGAUCCUCGUCUGAAUGCCAAGCAGAAAGAGGCCAUCCUCGCGAUCACAACCCCAAUAACUGUCCCCCUGCCCCCUGUCCUCAUCAUUGGACCCUAUGGCACUGGCAAGACAUUCACCCUGGCACAGGCUGUCAAGCACAUCCUACGCCAGGACAACAGCAGGGUUUUGAUCUGCACCCACUCAAACAGUGCAGCUGACCUUUACAUUAAGGACUACCUUCAUCCUUAUGUUGAAGCAGGCAAUCCACAUGCCAGACCUCUCAGGGUAUAUUUUCGGAACCGCUGGGUGAAGACGGUCCACCCAGUGGUCCAGCAGUACUGUCUCAUCUCCAGCACACAGGUCACUUUUCAAAUGCCCACAAGGGAUGACAUCCUCAGGCACCGUGUGGUUGUGGCCACCCUCAGCACUUCCCAGUACCUCUGCCAACUUGACUUGGAACCUGGCCUGUUCACUCAUAUUUUGUUGGAUGAAGCUGCUCAGGCCAUGGAGUGUGAGACUAUCAUGCCUUUUGCCUUAGCGAGCAAUACCACCCGCAUUGUGUUGGCUGGAGACCAUAUGCAGCUCAGCCCAUUUGUGUACAGCGAGUUUGCCCGAGAGCGAAACCUGCACGUGUCCUUGUUAGACCGACUGUACGAGCAUUAUCCUUCUGAGUUCCCAUGCCGCAUCCUUCUGUGCGAGAAUUACCGCUCCCAUGAAGCAAUCAUCAACUACACAUCAGAGUUGUUUUAUGAUGGGAAGUUGAUGGCAAGUGGAAAACAGCCUUCUCAUAAGGACUUCUACCCGCUCACCUUCUUCACCGCUCGAGGAGAAGAUGUCCAGGAGAAGAACAGCACUGCCUACUACAACAACGCUGAGGUGUUUGAGAUUGUGGAGCGAGUAGAGGAAUUGCGCAAGAAGUGGCCGGUGGCUUGGGGCAAGCUGGACGAGGGCAGCAUUGGAGUGGUUUCGCCAUAUUCCGAUCAAGUCUUUCGCAUUCGUGCUGAGCUCAGAAAGAAGAGAAUGUAUGAGGUCAGCGUGGAAAGAGUACUCAAUGUCCAAGGUAAGCAGUUCCGAGUCCUGUUCCUGAGCACUGUGCGGACACGGCAUACCUGCAAGCAUAAGCAGACGGCCAUCAAGAGGAAAGAGCAGCUGGUGGAGGACUCCACAGAGGACCUGGACUAUGGAUUUUUGUCCAACUACAAGCUGCUGAACACAGCCAUCACAAGAGCUCAGUCACUGGUUGCAGUUGUGGGAGACCCAAUUGCACUGUGCUCUGUUGGACGCUGCAGAAAGUUCUGGGAGCAUUUUAUUUCCAUCUGCCAUGAAAAUGCAAGCCUCCAUGGCAUCACCUUCGAGCAGAUUAAGUCUCAGCUAGAAGCCCUGGAGCUAAAGAAGACCUAUGUUCUCAACCCGCUGGCUCCAGAAUUUAUCCCUCGCGCCCUCAGGCCAAUGCAAGGCCACCAAUCGUCUUCACAGGCACUGCAUCCCCACCACCACCAUCCGCAGCAUGUGCAGACUACCCCUGCAAAGCAGGUACAACAGCAACAGUCACCCCCUAAGGGAAAACAUGCAAACCAUACAGAGCACCUUCCAUCUGAAGGAUAUGUCCAGCCCAGUCCAGCUGUUCUAAUGGGAAACCCAAUCCAGGCAUUUACACCGCCUGUGGGUGGCACCCCAGCUGGCAUGGGCAAGUCGCCCAGUCCUGUUCAAAGGAUCGACCCUCACACAGGCGCCAGCAUCCUUUACGUUCCGGCAGUAUAUGGUGGAAACAUGGUCAUGCCCAUGCCGCUGCCUUUGCCUUGGCCAGGUUAUCAGAACCGCUUUGCUGUUGACCCACGUAUCAUGAGCCACCAGGCAGCUAUGGCAUACAACUUCAACCUAUUGCAGGCACAGAAUCGAGGCUCCCCAAUUCCUUGCAGUGGAGUGGCACAACCAUCUCCUCUUGGAGUGGGUCAACCAAGCCCCGACAUAGAUCUACAAUCAGAUGCAAUCAGAAAUGGCAAAUUAGAAGGAUGUCCCAAGUCAGAGCCAAGCUGUCUUCAGACCACAGAGAGAAAAAACACAGAAAUGAAGGACAAACAGGGGGAUUUUGACACAGGUCAAAGUCGAAGUCUGGAAUCACAGACUGAUGGGCUCGCUGGUUUCCCCAAUGCACUGCUCCACAGAAAAGACCCAUCAGCCGCCCAGAGAGCCCUCAACUACCACUUGGCACCACCCAACCCAGCGUUCCCCCCUCAUCCUGUCAACGGAAGAGCGCUCCCUCAACAGUGUCCGGUCUCAAGGCUACCUUAUCGGGUCAACCAGCCUCAACAUCCAGGGAUGGUCCAGCAGAAUCAACAGCUCAGCCCUGCCUUCCCAGGUGGAGGCCACAAUGCAUCCUUCUUUAGUGGUCACAUUGCCCCUCAUAGGGCUAUCCAGUCCCCCACUUCGGAUGGGCCAGAGUCUGCAGGAGUAGAAGAAAUGGGUAACGCCAUCAGGACUCCAAUGGGUCACGCAGGCGGACAUCACCCAAAUCUAUCACGGCACAACAACAGAGUCAACAGUUUUGGGGAGGAUGGACAAGAUGGAAUUCUGGGAGAUGGUCUUGACCUUCGGGGCCCCUUGGCUCUAGAGGUCCUGAACCAACAGCAGCAGGCUGCCAGGCUCGGUCAGUGGAGUGAACCAGCAGGCCCUUUCCUACAGGGCGGGGUCGCCUUCCCUCUGCCCCAGCAAAUUCCUCACCUUGCUCAGCCGGGCAUGACUCGCUUUUCCCAUCAGCUGCUACGUGCAACUAGUUGGGGUCUCAGUGCCAAUGUGGAGGAUGAAGCUGGUUCUGUUGCUUCCACUGGUCCACCUUUCAACAGGUACACAGGCCUCCUGAGAGAGAUCCCUUUACAGGAGCAGCCUGAAGCAAGGGAAGCAAGUGAAAUUCAACCACCUCCCCAAUCUCGCCUCCUUCAGUAUCGACAGACCCGUGCCUCUGGUGACCCCUCAUCUCCUUUAGCUGCCACUUCAAAUCAUGCCGGUCCGUUUCCAUCUGGACCGUACGCCCACGAAAGCAGUCGAGAUCAUCUUAACAACAACCUUGUCAACAAUGCAGCUCUGCCACAGCACCCUGUUGGAAAUCCCCUUUAUAGUAGCAGUUGCUACCCACAUCAGACACCAGCUCACCCUGCAAGCCCCCCUCCAUCCCAGGUCAAAUAUCUUCUGCAGGAGGCCCAGUGGUCUCAGGGUGGAGGUGCAUCUGUGAGCCCACCUCAACAGAACCACCUGUUAAACAGCCAGGGCCAUGGCCUUCCAUACGGACUGCCCAUCAUGGCGCAGCCCAGCAGGCAGGAGCAGGUCCAUUUGAUGCAGCUUCACCAGCACCAGCAGCAGCAGCAGCAGCAGCCUCAGCCUCAGCCUCAGCAGAAUCAAGGUCAAGACCAGGGGUCCUACCACUCAUUGUCACCUAGAACAUCUGCAACCACUGCUCUGCACAGUGUAGAUGAGUAUGAACCCAGAGGGCCAGGUCGGCCCCUCUAUCAGCGUCGCAUUUCCUCCAGCUAUCCAGAUGAAUCCUCCCCUGCCAAUGCCCACAAUGCAACAUCCCAGCUGUCCCAGGAACCCCCUCAUCCUCACAUGCAGCAGCAGCACCCGCAUGCUCGCUAUAGUUACCCCUCACAUGAGCUCUGGCCCAGUAACGGUGGUGGUCCCAGUCACUUCCAGAACAUUCCAUGUAAUGGAGGGGGGACCCUCAUUCAUCAUCGUGACCUUUUAGCUUCCAAGGCUCUGCGUCAGAUAGAGGAGCAGCAGGUGAAGGUGGAAUCUACAGCACCACAGCAGCCACACCCACAUGCACUCAACUCCCUUCAGCACGCCGGACAGUUCCCUCCCCUCAUGCCCAAUAAUAGCAAGCAGCAGCCACAGCAGGCUGCCCCAGAGCCCAUUCAAGCAGCUCCGAAUUUAAACAAAGCACCCACUAUGUCCUAUGCCAGUGCUCUACGUGCUCCGCCCAAACCUCGAGCCAUUCGCCCAGAGCAGGCCAAAAAGAACAGCGACCCACUCUCGCUCCUGCAGGAGCUCAGUAUAGGAAGUUCAGAUGGUAGCAAUGGCUACUAUUCUUACUUCAAAUGAGUGUCAUCCCUACCACAUAAUAUAUAACACCCUAAAAUAUAAAACGCAUUGAAAAAAAAAAGAAAAAUCCUUCGAAAAAUACAAAAAAAAUAUAGUGCAAAGUUUCUAUCAGUAGGUUUUUUGCAUUUUUUUCCAUUUUAAACCUUUUAUUUGUAACAGUUAUCUCCUGUUUCACAUAUCUGUGAAGAAAAUAAGUAUAUAUAAUGAAUGCAUUACUGGUAUAUAUACAUAGUCAUUAUGUAUAUAUGAACAUAUAUACUUAUAUUAUCUACACUUGUAUAUGUACGUAAUGCUUAAAAAAAGCUUAUUAAAACAUUUAAGAUAUUUGGUUGGCCACUUAGCUUCCUUGCAUUUUUACUCCCAGAUUGAAGUUGGUUUUGCUGGUUACUAAACACACGUGUUGACAUUUCUGUCAAGAUCAUUUUCAAUGUCUGAAUUUUCAUAUGACUAUAGUUGUGGUAAUGGCCAAAAGCUAAGUGGUCAGCUGACAAAAAAUCUACAUGGAGAAGUGUAUAGAAGUAGUUUCCUCUAAUCUGUACAUAUAAAGAAAAUAAAGACUGAAUUGUAUGCCACAGACAAUUCCUUAAAUUAUUGUAAACCCUUAUGUUUUUAAACAUGUUGGACACGCUGGACAGCCCAUUAACCCUAAUUGGGUUGUUUAAGUACAUGUAUGAAUAGUUUCCCUCUUCAUUAUAAGCUUUUGGAUCUCUUAAUUCAUCUACAAUAUAGAUAGUGGUUUAUUUUGUUUUUUUUUAAUUAACCACUUAAAUUUUCUGUAAUAAUACCCACAAACUUCUCCUUUUGUGGUCACUUUUUAAUCUGUAUUAUGACCUCUUCUAAAAGGAUAUGGCAUGUGCAGUCAGCAGGACAAGAGUUGUGGUUUUUUUUGGAAGGUGACAGCAUCGUGAUGGUUCGUGAAAGUGAAGAGAGUGUGAUGGUGUGGCAUUGUGAGUCAUUGUGGGGAAACACUGCCAGAUAAACACACAGUUUUUAUUUGGAGGAGACAGACAAACCUUAAGAAUUUGCAAAGAAAGAGUGACACAUUUGUGGCUUUAAUGAAGAUCUGACUGUAGCACACACUGUUGGUGAUUGGCUGCUCCUGAUUGCUUUCCCUAUAAGACAAUCUGUCAAUGUGAAUAAUCCUUGUGGUGAUAGAAAAGGUCCAUUCUUACAAGAUUAUUAAAGUAAUGCAUUAAUCAGACUUUACAAUGCUUUUCAUUCUGUUGAAAUUAGUUUAGAAAUGCAGUCGAUCUUUUUUUUUGUCAAAUUAUUAUUUGUAUUUAAUUUGGUUUUAUAUUGUAAUACCCCCGCCUGAUUUUCACUUUCCUUUUGAAAACCAUGCAGUUUUAUGAACUUCACUGCUGCUUGAAAACAGUCUACAUAUGAUGAAAGAAAAUAAGAUGCCACCAGUUUGUUUUAAGGAUCACUCCUGUCGCAGUUAGUACUGCUUUUAUCUCCACUGCCCUGCUUGGCCCAAACUAGUGAUGACAUCCUACGGUGCCAUGAUUUUCAUACAGCAGUCAAAACUUCUUAGAAUGUGAAAAGUGACCUGCUUAUCUCCUCUAACUUGUGGUUUCAUUGACAUUGUGAUCAGAGGUCCAGAUUUUUUUGUUGUCAGUUAACAGUAUCGCGCUGAUCAACAUACUUGUAAAUAUGCAUUUUUUUAGGUAUUUACAGACCCUAAAUUUGGUAACCGCCUCAAUUUUUGUAGAUGCUGUUCAGAGGUAUGUCCUUUUGAAUUAUGCAAAUUCACAAAAAAAAUGUAGUCUUACAAAAAAAAUAAAUAGACGCGAACCCAGUUGGUAGUUUUUAGAUGUUUUUGUUCAUGAUGGCUGAUGACAAGUUUUGUUGCUCAACUCUUUUUUUUUUCACUGUACAAUACUUAACGUUGCUGUUCAACUUUUGUGCCACAUCACAACGAUAAUACUACAAUCAACAUAUAUUCUUUUUAUUGCAUGUUCAUUUUGGUUUGUUUUUUUUCAUUCCCGUUUUUAUUUUGUAUCAAUUUUUGGUGGGGAAAAAAAACAUGCUUUUAUUCAACUCUUACGCAGUCAAAAAUUCUUGGUGUAGUCGUUGUGUAUGAUGUGACACUAUAAACCAGCUAUUCUGUUUUGCUAACAUGUCAUUCAACAGUGUAACGGUCAUGUAUGUUUGUGUGUUAUCCAAGCAGGGCUAAAGCUGAGGUUGCUCCCUAUAGUGUGUCUGAUGAAGCCUCGUAAACGCUCCUUGGCUAAACUUGUGCAAUAUUAAUAUUUCAGGCGGAAGACAUUGAGCCAAAGACUAUUAAAGGGAUUUUUUUUCUUUUAUUUAGUUUGUCAUUUCCCUGGUCCCCAUCUCUUUAAAUAUCAGUUGAACAAAUGAAUUUUGCUUGGCCACCCCUUUUAACGGGCCCCAUUGAUGUGAGAUUUGGCCGCCUUUUUGAAGAACGCAAAACUUGAGCGUUGUGACACACUGGGGAGCAACAUUUGGCCCAGCCAGUAGAAAUCAGUGUGUCCAUUUGUUUUUGUCAUCCUUUUACUCUCCUGUGUUCUUCCCUGCAGUAAGUCUGUACUGACACACCUGUUAGCCCCGCCCCACCCCAGACAGCCCACUGGGGGCACAAAGUACUGAAUAGAUCUGUUUUACUCUUAUCCAUUUCAAUUGAUGGUGGUAAUAAAGGAUUUAGACUGUG